This is a messenger RNA of Hermetia illucens (black soldier fly), 1288 nucleotides long. It is a transcript of the gene Gbeta76C, whose product is annotated as guanine nucleotide-binding protein subunit beta-2. Bases 95 to 1135 code for a protein of 346 amino acids. NCBI's taxonomy places the organism in Eukaryota, Metazoa, Arthropoda, Insecta, Diptera, Stratiomyidae. Gene Ontology annotation, molecular function: protein binding; signaling receptor complex adaptor activity. The record is from RefSeq and is a predicted model, not a curated record. The transcript has 7 exons. Gene Ontology annotation, biological process: G protein-coupled receptor signaling pathway. Gene Ontology annotation, cellular component: heterotrimeric G-protein complex; cytoplasm.
GCAGAGUGUUUCGCUGGAAAGUCUGCACAGUUUCCGUCAGUUCGAUUUUAUAGUUUUCAAGGGAAACAUCUAACCGCUCGGACAGGACUCGAAGAUGCCGAAGGAUGAUCCUGAGACCGCUGCUCUUAAGGAAGAACUUAAUUCGAUGAUAGCUAACUUUAAGGCCGAACAAGAGAAGCAAAAUGAUUGCAAGCUCGCAGAAAAGUGCGGAGACCUCCCGGAUGUCCCGAAAAUUCGGUUGGCUGGCAAGAAAAUCCUCAAAGGUCACAUAAACAAAGUGAACUCAGUACAUUUCGCGGGAGAUUCUAGGCACUGUGUAACAGGAUCCUUGGAUGGAAAGUUGAUCAUUUGGGAUACCUGGACCGCUAAUAAAGUUCAAAUUAUUCCUUUACGAUCGGCAUGGGUCAUGUCUGUAGCAUUCUCUCCGUCUGGAAAUUUUGUAGCCUGCGGUGGUAUGGACAACCAAUGUACAAUUUAUGACCUCAACAAUCGGGAUUCAACAGGAGUAGCGAAAAUGACCCGAGAAUUGCUAGGAUAUGAAGGAUUCUUGAGCUCCUGCCGAUUUUUAGAUGACAAUCAUAUAAUUACAGGAUCAGGAGAUAUGAAAAUCUGCCACUGGGACCUCGAAUCGGGGAAGAAAACAAUGGAAUUCGACGGACAUGCGGGAGAUGUGGUAUCAAUAUCCCUUUCACCCGAUAUGAAUCAAUAUGUGACAGGAUCUGUUGAUAAAACUUGUAAGUUAUGGGAUGUUCGAGAAGACCAUCAUAAGCAGAUGUUCUUCGGUCAUGAAGCGGACGUGAACAGUGUCUGUUUCCAUCCCAGCGGCUUUGCAUUCGCUACAGCGUCCGAGGACAAAACAGCUCGUUUAUACGACUUAAGGUCUGAUCAGCAGAUAGCUCAAUACAGCCCCCCAAAUACUACGUCUGGCUUCACCUCUUGUGCUUUAUCUUUCAGUGGGCGAUACAUUAUUUGUGGGUCGGUUGAUAAUAACAUUCAUUCAUGGGAUACUUUGAAGACAACUCACACUGGUAUGUUAGCAGGUCAUGAAAAUCGUAUAACAUCAAUUUGCUUAACUCCAAACGGGAUGGCCCUGGCAUCUUGCAGUUGGGAUCAAAACGUUCGGGUUUGGGUUUAACAGUAUCUAUUUCUUGCUAUCUGGAAGAAUAUUUCUUUCGUUUAUGAUUUUCAAUGGUAGCGGAAAUUUGUUUUAAUGUCUAAGUAAAGAAUAAUUGUUAAAUACAUAUAAAUUUCCAAUAAAACCUAUUAUGUGGAUAUUUCUCAGAAAGAA